Molecule: messenger RNA, 2750 nt
Organism: Drosophila montana
Lineage: Eukaryota; Metazoa; Arthropoda; Insecta; Diptera; Drosophilidae
Gene: Notum
Product: notum
Exons: 4
Coding region: 1-2145 (714 amino acids)
Molecular function (GO): hydrolase activity
Source: RefSeq, a predicted model, not a curated record
AUGCCAGUCGCCGCAAAUAAAUGGAUUAAAUACAACAGCAGCAGCAGCAGCAGCAGCAGCAGCAACAACAACACACACAAGCAGACGAGAACGACGACGACAACGCAAUUGCGCUGCCAGUUGACGCUGUUGUUGCCGCUGAUAGCACUCUGCGUAUUGCCGCACGCCAGCAGCAACAGCAUUAACAGCAGCAGCAGCAGCAGCAACAACAAUGGCAACGCAAAUAUACAAUCAUUUGGCGAGGCCAAAACGCCUCUGGAACUGGAACAGGAGCAGGCGGAUGGACAUGGCAAUUCGCUGAACAUGAUACAGCGCAACUACAUGGUCAUGCAUCCGGCGGGUGCAGCGGCCGCGGGCAGCGCUGCUGUCGAGCACAGCGAUCACAGCCGCUCGCUGAAGCGCGCCUCGCUGACCAACACGAGCAUCACCUGCAACGAUGGCACCCACGCGGGCUUCUACCUGCGCAAACAGCCCAACUCGAAGAAGUGGAUUGUGUUCCUCGAGGGCGGCUGGCACUGCUUUGACAAUCGGUCGUGCCGUGCGCGUUGGCUGCGACUGCGCCAUCUGAUGACCUCCUCGCAGUGGCCAGAGACACGAGAUGUUGGCGGCAUAUUGUCGCCGCAUGCCGAGGAGAAUCCCUACUGGCACAAUGCCAAUCAUGUGCUGGUGCCCUACUGCAGCAGCGACUCCUGGUCGGGCACACGCACCGAGCCGGACACACGCGAUCGCGAGAACAGCUGGCGCUUCAUGGGCGCCUUGAUACUGCGCCAGGUGAUUGCCGAUCUGAUCCCGCUGGGCCUGGGUCGCGUAGCCGGCGGCGAGCUGCUGCUGGUGGGCUCCUCGGCCGGUGGCUUGGGAGUCAUGCUCAAUCUGGAUCGUGUGCGCGACUUCCUGGUCAACGAACGCAAGCUGCAGGUGACGGUGCGUGGCGUCAGCGAUUCGGGUUGGUUCCUGGACCGCGAGCCGUACACUCCAUCAGCGGUGGCAUCCAGCGAGGCGGUGCGUCAGGGCUGGAAGCUGUGGCAGGGUCUGCUGCCCGAGGACUGUGUCAAGGCGCAUCCCACGGAGCCCUGGCGCUGCUACUUCGGCUAUCGACUGUAUCCUACGCUAAAAACUCCACUGUUUGUGUUCCAGUGGCUCUUUGAUGAGGCCCAAAUGCGUGCCGACAAUGUGGGCGCGCCCGUUACGCCCCAGCAAUGGAAUUAUAUACACGAAAUGGGCGGCGCGCUGCGCUCCUCGCUGGACAAUGUGAGCGCCGUGUUUGCGCCCAGCUGCAUUGGGCAUGCGGUGCUCUCCAAGCGCGACUGGGUGAACAUCAAGAUCGACGACAUCUCGCUGCCCUCGGCGCUGCGCUGCUGGGAGCACUCGACGCGGCAGCGACGCAAGCGUCACGAUAAGCUGAAGCGCUCCACGGAGGCAACGACGACGGCGCUGCAGGAGCAGCAGCUGCUGCCACAUCCCAAUGCCAACAACCAAAGACAUCAGCGCCAUCGCCAGCGGGCACAGAAGCUGAACAAUGUGGCGCAGGCGCAGCCGCAGCGCAAACGCAACCAUCUGAGCAAGGAGCAGCGCGAGGAGCGCAAGCGUCGCCGUCAAGAGCGACAGCGGCGCAAGCAGCGACGUCGCCAGCAACAGCAGCAGCGCAAACGUGAAAACGAGGCGGCCGCCAACAGCAGCAAAAGCAACAACAACAACAACGAGCAGCGCAAGCAGCGACGCCGCCAACAGCUGACCCCGGAGCAGCAGCUGCAGCGCAAGCAGCAACGCCAGCAGCGACGCAAGCUGCAGCAGCAGCAGCAGCAACCGGAGCUGCAACAGGAGCAACAGCCGAGCGAGCCGCAAAAGCAUCGCGCCUCGAACAGCGCAUCCAAGCCGAAGCCGAAUCCGCUGCGGCAGCGGGUGCCGCGCGUGCCGGAAAAGUGCGGCCUGCGUCUGCUGGAGCGUUGCAGCUGGCCGCAGUGCAACCACUCGUGCCCCACGCUGACUAAUCCGCUGACCGGCGAGGAGAUGCGCUUCCUCGAGCUGCUCACCUCCUUCGGCCUGGACAUCGAGGCCGUCGCCGCCGCCCUCGGCGUCGAUAUGCACACCCUGAACAACAUGGAGCGCACCGAGCUGGUCAAUCUGCUGACGCAGCAGGUGAGCUGAAACGGUAGACCUGAGUUGAGCUAGAAAUACUGUAAAUAGUUGGCCUGUAUAUAGAUAUAGCCAUAGACUGUAUAGCCGACCCUCACAUUGUACAUACAUGCAUAUAAACGUAUAUAUAUACAUAUUUAUAUAUAUAUUAUCGGAGCUAUUCCAAUUCCUAAAUCAAGCAAAAGACAUGCGCAUAGUACCCAGUUAUUAAGCAGAAUUUAUUUAUAUAUAUAAACACACACUCACACACACACACAUGCACACACUCAUACGCAUACACACAUACUCGUAUUCGUAUUUAUUCAUUCGCAUUCAUUUCUGCGCAACGAGAAACUAACACAAAUGCAACCACAAGACUGUUUUUUAUGUUUUCUAUAUACAUAUAUAGUAUAUAUAUAAAUAUAUUUUUUUUUGUAAUUAACUAAAUACUUAAAAGCCUAAAAUACAUAAUUUAUUUAUAAUUAGAUCGUUAAGCUUAAGACAGGAGCUGUUUUGCAGAGCGUUUACGCGGAGUCUAGACUUUUUCAAUUGCCCGAAUGCCAAGUUUGAUGUUUGUUUGUUUGUUUUUAAUGCAAAUAUAUAAAUUAUUAAUAACAAGUUACAAAUUACAAAUUACA